Messenger RNA from Parnassius mnemosyne (clouded apollo), 1260 nucleotides. The record is from the annotation of a GenBank genome assembly. Lineage: Eukaryota; Metazoa; Arthropoda; Insecta; Lepidoptera; Papilionidae.
AUGUGGAGCAUUCUACUGAUAGUGGCGCUGGCGUCGACCGCGCGUUCUAAACAAAUUCCUGUCACUACCGAACUGGUAACCACGUCAGUGGCCACAGCAACAGACCUGACCACGACUCCAUGGCCCGGAGCCCUGGCGCCACUCGAUACACUCACCGUCGCGUGCGAGCGGGACAACAUGCACGUCACUAUCUCACUAGCGCACACCGAGCCCUACGAGAACAGUAUCUACGAUACAUUCAACGGGAUAGUGUAUCCUGCAGGGCUGGGGAGUAACUCCUCGUGCCUGCGGGAGUACGUCGCAGCGCGCGGUGAUCUCCAGUACACGCUGCCCCUUAAAGGUUGCAACACCAUGUCCAUUGAUGAUGAGGAUGGCACGGUGGAGUACUUCAACAAUAUAAUAGUGCAGCCACACCUGAAGCUAGUGACGGGGCAAGGGCGCGGGUACCACGUGCGAUGUCGCUACCGUCGCCGCGACCUCACCAUGUUCAACCUGCAUCGACCGCAUGCCGACCGACUUACGCAAUCCAGAGAUGGAUACAAUAGUGACGAGUUUGAUGAGGAUUCGGGACUACUGCCGUCGGUUACGAUGAAGAUUUACAAAGGAGACCCUAAGGAUAAACAGGUCGCAUCGAACGUGCGCAUUGGUGACACGCUGACACUGCUCGUGUCGCUGGAGCGGCAGCGACGUUACGGGUUGCUCGUGUCAGAGUGCGCAGUACGCGACGGACUCGGUUGGGCCGAACAGAGUCUCAUCACCGACGACGGGUGCCCUUUGGACGGCGAGAUAAUGGGCCAGUUCCAGUACUCGCGCGAGCGUCAGGAGGCGCGCGUGUCGUUCCCGGCGCACAAGUUCCCCUACACGGCCAGUGUGUACUACACCUGCGAGGUCAAGCUUUGCGACCUCAACCACCCGACAGACUGCCAACCGUGUGCACACAAAAAAGGCAACCGUCUACGUCGGCAGUCGGAUGAUGGGGAGCCCGCCACAGUGGAGGUUUUCUCUGGCCUCUAUGUGAAUGAACUUGACUCGCCCGAAAACGAUGAUGUCAUCAGCGAGAAGAAAGAAGACGAAAUCUGCAUAUCACAACGCAUCUUUGCGAUAGCUAUCUGCAUCGCUGGCGUUAUCCUCAUGAUAUGCGUCAUUGCGGCCAUAGCGUUCAUACUCGCGCGCAGACGAAACCCGAAGACGUACUCGCGUACAGGCAGCUCACUGUACAGCGGACCCUACACUAACACCGGCUACUCGCAUACGAGUUAG